Molecule: messenger RNA, 402 nt
Organism: Trifolium pratense (red clover)
Lineage: Eukaryota; Viridiplantae; Streptophyta; Magnoliopsida; Fabales; Fabaceae
Exons: 3
Coding region: 1-402 (133 amino acids)
Source: RefSeq, a predicted model, not a curated record
AUGGCAAAGCAAUCCGUGAAGCAAGUUACACUUCAAGAUGUUAAGCUGGUGCAUAAUCUCAUAGAACGAUGCAUACAACUGUAUAUGACCCCAAAAGAAAUAGUGACCACACUACAAAAUGAAGCAAAAAUAGGACCUGAAUUCACCAAAACAGUUUGGCAAAGGCUUGAAGAACAAAAUCCUGAAUUCUUCAAAGCUUAUUAUACAAGAUUGGCAUUGAAGCAACAAAUAGAUGAAUUCAACAAAUUGCUAGAGAAACAAAAGCAAUUAAUGGACUUAGAACAACAAACUAAAGUUGCAUCACUACCUACCUCUAAUGGAUUUCAAUAUCAUGUUGCUUCAUCAUCACUGCCCUAUUCUAAUGGAACAAAUACCCCCAUUAGUAAGUUUAUACCUCCAUAA